Molecule: messenger RNA, 2069 nt
Organism: Vespa velutina
Lineage: Eukaryota; Metazoa; Arthropoda; Insecta; Hymenoptera; Vespidae
Product: T-cell immunomodulatory protein
Exons: 3
Coding region: 216-1988 (590 amino acids)
Cellular component (GO): plasma membrane
Source: RefSeq, a predicted model, not a curated record
UAGAUAUUGCAGCGCAAUAGCAAACAAUGCGGACGUGAUAAGAGAUCUAAUUUCUUGAUAUUUAAGUUUUGUUCUCUGCUGCUGAUGUCAUUUAAUAUUGCUGUCGACAACAAGUAUAAAAUUCAGAAUGAGACUUUUAAUAUUUGAGCUAUUGUCUCCGCUGUGGAUAUAAACAUCUCAACUUGUUUACGAAUUAAUAGUAGCAUAAGUUAGCCAUGUGGAUUCUACAACUCAUUUGUGUAGUCACAUUUGUGACAACAAGUCAUUCUAGUGAUAUAACUGCAGCUGUAUUUGGAAAUGUGCUCGAUGGGAUGCCCGCUGCAUUUGGAGAUUUUAAUUCCGAUGAACUAACCGAUGUGUUUAUGGUACGCAAGGAUGGUAAAACUGUACAAGUUUUCCUUGCUGCAGAACAGGAACCUUUAUUAAGGCCAAAUAAUGAUCUAAAGUGUUCUUUCAAAGAAAGUAUCACAAGCGUUGUACCAGGAGAUUUUGAUGGAGACGUCUUUAUGGAUAUUCUAGUUACAACUCUUAAUUCAACAACAAAACUUACAGAUGUAUAUAUCUUAUGGGGUGGAAAUAAAGACUCGGUUGUACAAUUAAAUUGUACGACUGAACUUUUAUUCAGUAUGCAAGGGCAACCAUUGGCUCUAGAUUAUAAUCAAGAUAUGAUUAUUGAUCUUUUUGGUUUGAAUAAAGAUCAUGAUAGAAGUUUUUGGAUAUUUCAAGAAAAUAGAGGAACUUUUAAGGUCAUACCAAUGUCAGAUAAAGAAUAUAAAGAAAUGGAAAACAUAAGACAUCCGCAUUCACAUGCUUUUCUGGAUUUAAAUAAUGAUUUUUUGCCAGAUCUUGUUGUAACAACAGAAAAGUCUUUUGAAGUUUGGCAUGGCGAGGAAAAUGGUUUUGUCUUUAAUAGACCUAUCGAUUUACCACAUAAUGCAAAGGUCAUUGGUCAGACUCUUUAUCUUGAUGUUGAAUUAACAGGAAAAGUAGAUCUACUUUUGCCACUUUGUUAUGAUGAAGCAAAACAUACUAAUUGCACCAUAAUGAUGUAUUCCAAAGGUGUAUGGCAUGAUUUGCAAAUAAAUUUCAGAGAUAAGAGUAAUACAUGGGCAUUUAUAAAAGGAGAUGGUCAACGUUAUACUGAUGCGAUAACGCUUAGAGGUGGAGAUUUCAAUAUGGAUGGUUAUCCUGAUUUAUUGGCAACAUUAGAAUCUACUAGCACUAAACAGCGACAAUCGUUUUUACUUGAAAAUGUUGCAUGCAACUCUUGCAAUGGAUUCAAUCGAACUUUCGAUAUACGUUGGCAGGCACUUAAUCCAUUUUAUAAUGAAACUGUUAUGGCAGUAUUUUAUGAUUUUUAUCAAGAUGGUAUUUUGGAUGUAAUUUUGGUUGAACUAAUAGAUAAAACUAAUAAAAUCUAUCGUACUGCUGCAUUUAAAAACAGUUUGGAUUAUGAUGCCAAUUUCGUUAAAGUUAUGGUACUCACUGGACGUAACAACAGUAUGUAUCCAAUUUCACCUGGUUCUUUAGGAAAGAAAAAACGUACAUACGGCACAAAUCUACCAGGACCAUCGAUAGCUUACAGAACUACCACACAAGAUGGUAGUCCACGUAAUGCAAUUGGUGCUCAAUUGCCACAAAGUGCAUAUUUUUCUUUAAAUUUGCCAUAUACUACUUUUGGAUUGGGCAGAACACCAAACUUUGUAGAUUCGUUAACGAUAGGAGUCGGUGGUAAAUCACGAGAAUGGCCGCAAAUUAUUCCCAAUUCUCAAAUGGUAGUGAUACCUAAUCCAAUAUCAAAACCAUAUAGAUGGAAAGCUCAGUUAUUUGUUACACCUAGUAAAUUAAUUUUAUUAAGUGCCGCUGCUUUAAGCGGAACGUGCGGCCUUAUUUCACUAAUUAUUGUUUCAUUGUAUUGGAAGGAGAGACGGGAAGAUAAAAUAGAAAAGCUUCAAGAGAGACAUAGGUUCCCUUUUGAUGCAAUGUAAAAAUAGAUUUAAGAAAAUAUGAUUAAGAAUUAUUUAAUUAUUUAACAGAAUAAUUGAUCAAUAAAUAAGUAUUGCUUCCAA